Messenger RNA from Hippopotamus amphibius kiboko, 3302 nucleotides. It is a transcript of the gene MCTP1, whose product is annotated as multiple C2 and transmembrane domain containing 1. Gene Ontology annotation, biological process: regulation of neurotransmitter secretion. The transcript has 20 exons. Lineage: Eukaryota; Metazoa; Chordata; Mammalia; Artiodactyla; Hippopotamidae. Gene Ontology annotation, molecular function: calcium ion binding. The coding region runs from base 141 to 2489 and encodes 782 amino acids. Gene Ontology annotation, cellular component: synaptic vesicle membrane. The record is from RefSeq and is a predicted model, not a curated record.
CAAGUGCUCACUGCGAAGAGGCUGCUACUAGCCCUUGGAGGAGAGCAGCCUCUCUUGCCAGGAUUCAGUAAAGAAAGCCAAGUCUGAAGAUGCAGUUCUGUCACUGGAGUGAAAGAUGUUUUAUUUAUUUCUAAUCAACUAUGCUAUAUAGCUGCAAACUGAAAAGUGCCUGUAAUUUGCCAGUUAUUUAUAAUAAGAAAAUAAAUACUGCUGGAACCAGUAAUGCAGAUGUCCCUUUGGCUGAUCCCGGAAUGUACCAAUUGGACAUUACAUUAAGAAGGGGUCAAAGUUUAGCUGCCCGAGAUCGAGGAGGGACAAGUGAUCCAUACGUGAAGUUUAAAAUUGGAGGAAAAGAAGUUUUUAGAAGUAAAAUAAUACACAAGAACCUCAAUCCUGUGUGGGAGGAGAAAGCUUGCCUUCUUGUUGGUCACCUUAGGGAGCCAUUGUAUGUAAAGGUAUUUGACUAUGACUUUGGACUACAGGAUGACUUUAUGGGCUCAGCCUUUCUGGAUCUCACGCAGCUGGAGUUAAAUAGGCCCACGGAUGUGACCUUAACACUGAAAGAUCCCCAUUAUCCUGACCAUGAUCUUGGAAUCAUUUUGCUCUCAGUCGUCCUUACCCCUAAAGAAGGAGAACACAGGGAUGUGACUAUGCUAAUGAGGAAGAGUUGGAAAAGAUCAAGUAAGGAACUCUCAGAAAAUGAAGUGGUUGGAUCUUAUUUCUCUGUGAAGUCUUUCUUUUGGAGGACGUGUGGCAGGACUGCUUCUCCUGUCCUGGGCUUCUGCAGAGCAGAGCUUCAGAGUGCUUAUUACCAAAAUGCACAAUUUCAGACCCAAAGUUUACGUCUGUCAGACGUACACAGAAAAUCACAUCUUUGGAGAGGAAUAGUCAGCAUCACAUUGAUUGAGGGGCGAGACCUCAAGGCAAUGGAUUCAAACGGGUUGAGUGACCCCUACGUGAAGUUCCGGCUUGGGCAUCAGAAGUACAAGAGCAAGAUUAUGCCAAAAACUUUGAAUCCUCAGUGGAGGGAACAGUUUGAUUUUCAUCUCUAUGAAGAAAGAGGCGGAAUCAUUGAUAUCACUGCAUGGGACAAAGAUGCUGGGAAAAGGGACGACUUUAUUGGCAGGUGCCAGAUCGACCUGUCGGCUCUCAGUAGGGAACAGACACACAAGUUGGAGUUGCAGCUGGAAGAAGGGGAGGGGCACCUGGUGUUGCUGGUCACCCUGACAGCUUCGGCCACAGUCAGCAUCUCUGACCUCUCCAUCAACUCCCUGGAGGACCAGAAAGAACGCGAGGAAAUAUUAAAGAGAUAUAGCCCACUGAGGAUAUUUCACAACCUGAAAGAUGUGGGAUUCCUCCAGGUGAAAGUGAUCAGAGCAGAAGGGUUAAUGGCCGCUGACGUCACAGGUAAAAGUGACCCAUUUUGCGUGGUGGAACUGAACAAUGAUAGGCUGCUAACACACACCGUCUACAAAAAUCUCAAUCCUGAGUGGAACAAAGUCUUCACAUUCAACAUUAAAGAUAUCCAUUCAGUUCUUGAAGUGACAGUUUAUGAUGAAGAUCGGGAUCGAAGUGCUGACUUUCUGGGCAAAGUUGCUAUACCAUUGCUGUCUAUUCAAAAUGGUGAACAGAAAGCCUACGUCUUGAAAAACAAGCAGCUGACAGGGCCAACAAAGGGGGUCAUCUAUCUUGAAAUAGAUGUGAUUUUUAAUGCUGUGAAAGCCAGCUUACGAACAUUAAUACCCAAAGAACAGAAGUACAUUGAAGAGGAAAACAGACUCUCUAAACAGCUGCUACUAAGAAACUUUAUCAGAACGAAGCGUUGUGUCAUGGUGCUCAUAAAUGCUGCAUACUAUGUUAACAGUUGCUUUGACUGGGAUUCACCCCCAAGGAGCCUCGCUGCUUUUGUGCUCUUUCUCUUUGUUGUCUGGAACUUUGAGCUCUACAUGAUACCACUGGUUUUGCUGUUACUAUUGACAUGGAACUACUUCUUGAUAAUAUCAGGGAAAGAUAACAGGCAACGUGAUAUAGUGACACCAUUCAUUUUCAAAAUCAUUCAUGACCUGGAGGACGAACUUCCAUCCACCCAGUAUCUUCAAGCAUGGCAUAGAAGACUCCUCAUGUGUACACCCCGCCCAAACCAUAGCUUCAGCUUUAUCUCCCAUGUAUUCCAGCAGGAUUGUCUAUGUGCGUGUGUUUUGGUUUUGAGAAUGGAAUGUUUAAUGAGCAAAAGGUGGAGGUACUGGGCAGAAGAGGGGAGGUACAGAAAUAAAACAGACGGUACCCGUGCUCUUUUGUCAUCUCUUGCACCCAGAAAGCAACCAUUCAUCACUUGGGAGAGCAGGAAAACAAAGUCCAGAGAGCUUAUGCCACUUGCGAAGGCUCACACAGCACAGCGGGACCAGAAGCCAGUUCCAGCUGGCUCCCAGGCCGAUGUUCUCUGCCUCUCCUCUGCUGCACGCAUUCCACAGGCCCGGGGAGGGCAGUGACUUGGUCCACAGAACAUAACAGAAAGCUAAGAAGGAAGGAAUGAUGCCUCUCUCUUUGUGUAGCUGGGGAAACUGAGGCCUAGGAUAAGGCAGUAACCUCUGCACGGGCAGAGAGUUUGUGUGGGUGGCUCUGUGUGGGACAGAAGUGGUGGUCCAGGGAAGGGCAGUGCCUUAGUGGGGGUCUCGAACUUAGUGGAGGGGCUGGUGCUGCACCUGGGAGCCCCGUGGGCACCAGAACAGGUGCCCAGCAGGCCAGCCUGGCGUGAUGUGCGGCACUGUGCCAGCACAGGUGACUGGAGCACCAGAAGUCCUUGCUGCAGGAGCCAAAUAUUGAAGGGGUUGAGCUCAGAAGGCCUACGAAGAGGUGGGCACACUCCCUUGCGAGGGCCUGGCUCUCCAGGGGCAUCUUGUCUGGGGCAGGCUCCAGGGCUCCUCUUCCAGCUGCACCAUGAACUUGGAGGGAACCCUGUUGGCUUUGAUGAGCAGAGGGUGGCCUAGGCAUGCACAGGUCAAGGCCCUGCAGUGGAGGAGGAGGUCAAAUAGGGCUCUCCUGCCAUUGGGGGGAGUGGGUAGCUUUCAGGGAUGGGGGUUCUUGGUCUCAGGAGAGGAGGAUCCAGGAUGGCUGGGCGGCUGUGGCGGCGGCGGCAGUAUCUGAAGUCAAGUAUAUUUGUAGUUUCCCAGAUAGUCAAUAUACUCUCUCUAUAGCUUCUACUGUUUUCUUUUAAAAAAAAAUAUAUGUUUAUGAUGUGUGUAAAGAUGUAUUUCUUACUUGUCAUAUAUAUUUUGUUUUUUAUGAAAAUUGGACCACAUUAA